AUGGUGUCGGUAACCCGGCACUGCGGGUCUGCUCUCGCCAAGCCCGCAGCUGCUUUGUGCUUUUCGCAGGAUCCAAAGUCCCCUCCAGGGCUCUUCCGUCCCGUCUUGUCUUCCCACCCCAACGCCAUCCAUCCUGUGAUCUAUCUGGCCCCUCAUCCGCCGCCAUCAUGGGUCGCCUCCCGACCUCUCGGUUCCUGGGCGCAAGAAAGCACACUAAGCGGCCCCGACUUCGGUCUCCUGCGCGCUGGUGGCGAACCCCCCCAAACCACCGGCCGCUUUUCUCUUCUUACUCUGGACUUGGUCAUUAAUCUCUUCCUGCCGCUUUCCGCUUUGUUUGUCUUUGGUGUAAAGCGCAUCAUGGCAGUGAUUUCGCAGCUUCGUGAGGCCCUCGGCCGCAAGCCGGCCCCGGUCGACGACUCACCCAUGACCAUCACCACGGCGCCGGAAACCGCCAACAACAUCGAUGACAAGGAACUGGGUGAGAUCCCGCCCGACGACGAGAAGCCGGGCGAGGAGCAGAGGGUCAGCCAGGAGGUUCAGCAUGGUGUCAAGUUGGCGCAGGCUUUGACCUUGACGUGGGGCAAGAACUCGCUGAUUGCCAUCUUCAUCUUUUAA
Molecule: messenger RNA, 615 nt
Organism: Colletotrichum lupini
Lineage: Eukaryota; Fungi; Ascomycota; Sordariomycetes; Glomerellales; Glomerellaceae
Product: MFS siderochrome iron transporter MirB
Exons: 2
Coding region: 1-615 (204 amino acids)
Source: RefSeq, a predicted model, not a curated record